Centropristis striata (black sea bass) is the source of this 2724-nucleotide messenger RNA. Its product is annotated as anti-Muellerian hormone type-2 receptor-like. The transcript is spliced from 12 exons. NCBI's taxonomy places the organism in Eukaryota, Metazoa, Chordata, Actinopteri, Perciformes, Serranidae. Gene Ontology annotation, molecular function: ATP binding; transforming growth factor beta receptor activity. Gene Ontology annotation, cellular component: plasma membrane; signaling receptor complex. The coding region runs from base 185 to 1693 and encodes 502 amino acids. The record is from RefSeq and is a predicted model, not a curated record. Gene Ontology annotation, biological process: protein phosphorylation; cellular response to growth factor stimulus; BMP signaling pathway.
UGGACUCUGGUGGAAAUAAACAGAGAUGGUGUCUCAUUUGCCCAUUGUAUGGCAGACAGUAUAUGCUGUCCAUGCAGGUGUGUGGCAGUGGGAGUGAUGCUGUGAAACGUGGGAAACUCCUCUCACAUUCCCAGGACUGAUAAAUACUCCCUCCCUGCUCGGCCGGUCCUGGCUCAGAGUGGCCAUGAUACUGCAACAGUGGUGGCAGAUUUUUGCUGUGGGGUGCAUUUUCAUAUGCACCUCCAGCCAGUCUGUUCCUCAGAAGCGACUGUGUGCGUUCCAGGUGACUCCUAAGAACAACAGAUACAGAACUGCUGGCAACGUGAGUGGGUCGGUGCAGCUCUGUGAGAACACCCAAUGCUGCGUGGGCUUUUUUCUGAUGAUCGAUGGCCAGCCAGAGGUUGAUGUUCUCGCUUGUGACAUGGUUGAUAAGUCUUGCCCACAUGCAACCUGCAAGGCACAAACACGCCUCAACGGUCGCUUUAUGAAGUGUUUGUGCAACACAGACCUCUGCAACAGCAACAUCACAUGGAGCCCGGAGUCGGAAGAGCCUCGGCCUACCUACUCUAAUCCUGUAGAUAACAUUGGGAAAGCUGCUGGAAUAAUUUUGACUGGAACGUUUGUAGUCCUGUGCUUCCUGCUGAUUGCUGUAGCCAGAUGGAGAAGAAUAAUUCAAAUGAAAAAGAAAAAUCCACCUUCCCUGGAUGAUUUUGGCGGCUCAUUACUGUGUUCCUGCCAAACGACAAAAACCUCAGAGAUAGACAUCAGCAACAUUGAACUGCAGCAGAUUGUGGGUUAUGGACAUUUUGCCACUGUUUGGCAGGGGAAAUGCCAGGGAUCACUGGUGGCAGUGAAAGAUUUCCCUGCUGGCCGAAAACAUCAAUUUACAGCAGAGAAGGAGGUGUAUGAGCUCCCACUGAUGGAGCAUGAUGGGAUUGUCCACUUCCUGGGAACUGGGAAGAAACUGGAUGGAGACAGUUGUCUCAUUGUCCUGCAAUAUGCUGAAUGUGGUUCUCUUCACUCCUAUCUGUGUAAACACACAACCAACUGGAUGUUGUCACUGAAGUUGUGCCAAUCUUUAUCGCAGGGACUUUCUUAUCUCCACUCCGACCUUCACAGACACGAUCUGCAUAAACCUCCCGUGGCUCACAGAGAUCUCAGCAGCUCCAAUGUGCUUGUGAAAGCAGAUGGUACCUGUGUCCUCUGUGAUUUUGGAUGCUCAACCAUCCUGCGUUCUUGUUCAGGACAUCGCCGCUGGCAGAGCCAAGCAAGAAACAUGGAGGGUCAUGCUCGGUUGGGCACGUUGCGCUACAUGUCCCCUGAGAUCCUGGAAGGCUCUGUAAACCUGAGCAGCAGCUGGUGUCUCAUGCAGGGGGACGUCUAUGCUUUGGGACUGCUGCUGUGGGAGAUCUGGAUCCGCUGCUCUGAUUUAUGUGAAGGCGGCAUUGCUCCACAGCAUCUGUUGCCUUAUGAAUCUGAGCUGGGAGCCAAUGUAACACUGGAGAGCCUCGUCCAGUUCGUGUUUCACUUGGACAUGAGACCCUCCGUACCCAAACACUGGGAGUUACUACCACAGGGAUUUGUGCUGCAGGAGCUCCUGGCAGAUUGUUGGGACUGUGACCCAGAUGCUCGGCUGACUGCUCAGUGUGUUGUAGACAGGUUAGUCUGUAUUCAGUCGUGCCACUCUCCAUGACUUUUUCUUCUUUUGUUUUAAUAUGACAUGUUGUAAUCUACAGAUAAAGGAUUUGCUCUGUUCAGCUUGCAUCACUACUGUUAAGGUUUUCAGUAUACUUCUGCCUUCUUCUUCUUCUUGACUUGGACAUUUUUCUAGUCCUCGCUUUAUUUCCUUUAUAUAUAUUCAUAAGCAUGUCAGUAAUGGCAUAUUGGAAACACAGUUUUUGAGGGAGAAAGUUUUCUAUGUAUUGUUAACUGCUUAGUUUGCAAAGUUCUAUGUAACUAUGUGUUCAUAGUAAAAAAAGAUUAUUUGAAAGAUAUAGAUACUUACCAGCUACUACAGUAGGUACAUUUUUGCAGAACAGAUGUUUUUUAACUUGUUAUAGCAGAUGAAUCACAUGUGGUGCGAAUACCAUUAUCGAUGGCUGUCGAUGAAAAUGAGUGUGAACCCUGCAUUGUGCAUGCUCGCUCACUGUCACACUGUCAUGAUUUACUGAGAAACUUGAAUUGAACCAAAGCAUUGUUAAUGUUAUUAGUAAAACAUUUUCCUACUAGUCUGUGAAAAAGGCUUUUAUCUCAAACCCUGUAGCUAACUUACCUACAUCUAACAGCCAUCACUUUUGCUUUUCCUGUCAUUGGUUUGGUUCUGUACAGUUAUUUUGAUCAAUACAUUUUGUUUGGCAGAAUAAUGUUUAUUAAAGCUGUACAAACCCCUGUACUGAAUGCCUAGCUGUUUGAACCACUGUGGAUCCAUAUUGGCAUGGCUUUAUGUGUGACUAUGGAGUAUAAAUCAGUACCACAACUCCUCAUGCCAAACUAUUUUGAAACUUGUGUGUUAUUAUUUUAUAUAGACUAUACUAGAAGACAUGCUAUUUUGUGAUUAUACUGGUGUAUUAUCGAAAUAUGAACUGUCCUAUAUCAGGAUAGAAGGUUUUGGCCAUAAUGCUCACCCCUGGUUUGUAAUUUAAAUAAUAAUUGUGUUCAAUUACCAUCAUUUAAAAUUAAACUCUUGAUUUAUCUUGUAAACACAGUGCUUCUGAGAUUCAAUGA